Anopheles moucheti is the source of this 2764-nucleotide messenger RNA. It is a transcript of the gene Noc3, whose product is annotated as nucleolar complex protein 3 homolog. Lineage: Eukaryota; Metazoa; Arthropoda; Insecta; Diptera; Culicidae. The record is from RefSeq and is a predicted model, not a curated record. Gene Ontology annotation, cellular component: nucleolus. Bases 88 to 2313 code for a protein of 741 amino acids. Gene Ontology annotation, biological process: DNA replication initiation. The transcript has 6 exons. Gene Ontology annotation, molecular function: chromatin binding.
UCGAAAUCCAUGUGGCUCGCAAUCGCAUAAACAAAACUGCUCAUUGGCUAAAAUAUCAGUAAAAACCGUCGCUUCAGUGUAGUUUUCAUGGCUAAAUUAAAGAAAAAAUCGAUAAAAGCAAAGCCUAUCAGUAAAGCACGACAAUCUGUACUUGGGUUUCAGAAAGGUAAAACCAAAUCAUCCGCAGCCGUAAAACCGAAGAAUGCAUUCCAUUCUAAAAAGACGGCGUUUAAAACACCCGCAGACAGGGUCGAAGAGAUGGAAGAAACAUAUCGAAGGAAAGUGCUGGCAGAAAUGAAAGAACAUGACAAUGUAAAUCAUUUGUUGCCCAUAAAAGUUAAAGGUAAAGGAUUGAUCAAUCGAUUUGCUCCUAAGCAAUCGAGAACUAAAGUCGAUGCAAGUGCAGCUGAUCCUGCUGACGAUCCAUUGGCAAGUGAUGUUACGUGCCAGAGACCUCUAAACGUACAUGAAACAGUGUCGUUGACUGAUAUUUUGUUAAAACGCGAAGAGGAAAUUAGAGAGAAACAAUUCUACAUAGGAACAGUAUGUGCAGCAUUAUUAGAAAACCCGGAGGCAAGGAUCGAAAAUGUUAGUUCAUUGCUGGACUUAUUGAAUGAACAAACCCGUGAUGGUACUAUCAACUUCUUAGCUGUUCGUAAAACUGCUAUGAUUUCGUUGGUCGAAGUUUUCAAAGAUAUUGUUCCGGAAUAUCGCAUUGGAAUCGUUGAUAAGGAACAACAAAAGUUGAAGAAAGAUACGCUUGCUCGUGUUAAUUUUGAAAAUAAGCUGCUAGCUUAUUAUAAACAAUUGCUGACCCACAUGGAAUCUGUAAUAAGUAAUUACACCAGAAAACUGAAUCGUUCCGAAAAACAAUCGAUAGAAACACGCCAGCUAUUGGAAAUGGCAGUACAAUGCAUGUGCGAUUUGGUACUAACACAUCCGUACUUCAACUAUAGUCCAAAUAUCAUACAAGUACUAGUGUUAAUGUUAAACAACACAAAAGAAACGAUACGUAAAACGGUACACGCCUGUUUCAGUUCUUUGUUCAAAACAGACACACGGUUAGAUUUAACUCAUCAUACUGUGCGUCAUAUAAACAUGCUCAUGAAGAAAAAACAGCGAAAUGUAUUUCCUGAGAUGAUUUCGUGCUUGAAAAACUUACAAAUUAAUCGUAUAAAUAUGAAUGAAGAUGUGUUGCUAGAGCUCAAAAAGCAAAAAUUAGAAAAGCAAAAAUCGUACGUUAUCAAUAUGUCACGUAAAGAACGUAAACGCAAGAAAAAACUUCAGGAGCUUGAAAAAGAUAUUUUUGAAACAAAGGCGGAGGAAAGUAAACAAGUCGUACGCCGCAAGCUAACUGAAAUAUCGAAGCUGACGUUCAUGAUUUACUUCAAAAUUCUUAAAUGUUAUCCGGAUUCGAAAGUGCUGAGUGUGACGCUAGAAGGAUUGUCCAAAUUUGCACAUACCAUGAACAUCGAAUUUUAUGCGGAUUUGGUUGAGCUGUUGAACAACUUGUUGGAAAACGUCGAGUUGGGAUAUAGAGAGCAAUUGCACUGCAUCCAAACGGUGUUUAUCAUUCUAAGUGGACAAGGCGAAGUUCUUAACAUUGACCCAGCAAGAUUCUAUUCGCAUUUUUACAAAAAUUUGCUCUACGUGAAUGCAGGCAAAAACCAUGAAGAUAUGGAGACUAUUCUUAGAACAUUAGACAUCAUUCUGUUCAAACGUCGUCGGAACGUAACGUAUCAUCGUUAUGUCAGCUUUGUAAAACGUCUUUCAACGCUUUGCCUACAAGUGCUUCCCAAUGGGUCUCUUGGUCUUAUAUCGUUAAUUCGAAGCUGCAUCCAUAUGAAUCAAAAGCUAGAUAUUCUGCUCGAUACGGAGACUGUCGUAGGUUCGGGUAAAUUUGAUCCAUUCAACGAAGAACCGGAAUUCGCCAAUGCCAAUUGUACCGCGUUAUAUGAAAGCAGCUGCAUGCUGCGCCAUUAUCAUCCUACUAUUCGCAAAAUGAUAACCAAUGUGUUGAAAAAUUCAGACACCGUGCCGGUUAAUGCUGGCAGAACGCUAACCCCCGGGGAAUUUUACACAGCUUAUAACUGCUCAGAAAUGGUGUUUAAUCCAGCAAUUCCACAUUCAACUAAUGUUAAAUAUGGUAAACAUCAUCGAAACCUAAUUGCUACAACAUUAUCAAACAGGCAAAUGUUAAAGAAUUUACACAAAAUGAAGAACAUACAAAAGAAUGUAAAUUCAAACGAUAGGUCAAAGGAGCUAUAUUACAAUUACUUUGCAGAAUAUGCAAAAAGAUCAAAAGUAUGUUAAAAAUAUUUUUGGACUACGGCACAGCGUUAUUGAGCUACCAGAUUAAAAAUGCAUCUCGGUGGUUUAAAGCAAUCGGCUUUAUAAAACCAUGUUUCGAUCGUUGGUUUAUAUUCAAAAUAUAAAGAAUUCUAUUUCAUUAAAAAACAAAAAUUUGUAUUCAGCCUUUUAUUAUAGUUAUAUGUGCAUGGAAAUGAUUAUUUCGUUGAUUCUGUUUAAAAAUAUGCUUUUUCAAAAUUUAAAUAAAACUUGAUUUUAACAAAGAGUAAGUUUUUUUGUCGUUAAAACGGCCAGGCCGUAUCGGCACUGUAAGUUUUUGUAGGGAUUAAACAAUUAAAUCAAUAAUACAUUAACAUCUGGGAAAAGAUCUUGAGAGCGAAUUCUACUUAUCUACGGGUAAACAGUAAAUCAAACGUUCUAUAGGAACUUGUUACCUUGCCAAUCGUCUGAGCUU